Schistosoma guineensis is the source of this 1103-nucleotide messenger RNA. The record is from the annotation of a GenBank genome assembly. Lineage: Eukaryota; Metazoa; Platyhelminthes; Trematoda; Strigeidida; Schistosomatidae.
AUGAAUUCCUGGUACACUAUUGAGACAGAAUUUAUUAAGCUUAAUAAAAAAUAUAUUUUAUGGAUUUUAUUAUUCAUUAUUAGUAAAUUUACUCAUUUCUCAUUUAUUGAAUGUAAUACAUUUCAAAGUCAUUUAAUUUAUUGGGAUCCAGAUAAUAUUGUAUUUCAAACAAAACCUGUACCACUUCUUCGAGUGAAACCAAAAGAUGAAAUUAUUUUUGUUUGUGCCCAAGAAUCACUUUACAUAUUAUGGACUUAUGAAUUCAAAGUAUUUGAAUCAUGUUCAAUGUGGUUAAAUGAUAAUCUAAUGGUUAAUCUUUUAUUAAGAUGUCCAGAUAAAUCAAAUCGAAAAUUACAAAUGCGUCAAAGUACUAAUAACAUUCCAAAAGAUAAAUUAAACUUGAAAUAUUCCCAGAAUUCAUUCAUUAAAAACCAAUCAAGUUUAAUGGGAAAUAGUUCAAUAGUUGAAAAUAACUAUAUAAAAUUAAAUAAAUAUUCUAAACGUUCUACAAAAAUAUUCAAUAAACGAUCGUCCUCAUCAACAUCUUUGAAGUCAUUAAUUUCACAUUCUCCAUUAAUUGAUCGUAAAAAACAUCCAUCACAAUUUACGUUAUUAGUAGAAGAAUUUGCAUGGGCUAAUGGAAAUCCAAGUUUUCCUGUUAAUCGUCCAGUUUAUUUUCUUGCUCAACCUAGUGUUUGCCAUUCAAGAAACAUGCGAUUGGGAAUCGUGAAUGGAGAUUUCACUGGAUUGCUAUCUGAUCCAUAUGUUAAUCGAUUUCAAACAUUUUGGUUCACAAAUAAUUCUGGUCUUAUCCCAUCACUAAAACAAAAUUCAUCAUUUUUAUCAAAAUCAGAUCCAAAUAAUUAUGAUCCAAGUAUACAAAAGAAUAUUUUAUCGAAUGACAAACAAGGUUUAUGCUCAGCUGCUUCAACCUCAUCAUCAUCUUUGUCUAUUGUAAAUGGUUACUUUAAAGACUUAUUGAAGAUUCUACUUGUUAUGAAUUUUAUUAUUCCAAUCAUAAUAUUUUACAUUUGUUUAAAUUAAAUGGAACUGUACAUUCAUUCCAUUCUUUUAGUUUUUUUGAUAACUGUAGAGAAGGCUUG